AUGCAUAGCGGAACGUCCAACCUCUCCGACAUGCUGUUACUCACAGCUUCGGCUCGUGCUUGUCAGGAAGCACGAAACGUCCCUCGCCCAGCAAGCUACGACAGCGGUGUUGCGGACUGUUCUUGUUCGCAGCGGAGGAGAUACGACAACACGCAUAGGAUCCGGGACGUCCCCCGGCCGAAAACUUACGAAAACGGCGCUUCGGAUCAUCUGCAGCGGAGAGGGGAGUACAAUACGCGUGGUGUACGGGACAGCUCCAGCACGGAAAGUUACGAGGGCGACGCUGGGAGUAUUCCACAGGAGAGGACAUCUCUCAAGGCCCCGAGUAUCGCUUCGCGGAGUACACGCAGUACAUAUGUGGCGGCCCCGUUCUUCCCGACAGCCUUGGAGAAGCUUCGCGACAGAAUAUGA
This is a messenger RNA of Anthostomella pinea, 411 nucleotides long. The record is from the annotation of a GenBank genome assembly. Lineage: Eukaryota; Fungi; Ascomycota; Sordariomycetes; Xylariales; Xylariaceae.